Molecule: messenger RNA, 1418 nt
Organism: Phialemonium atrogriseum
Lineage: Eukaryota; Fungi; Ascomycota; Sordariomycetes; Cephalothecales; Cephalothecaceae
Product: 4'-phosphopantetheinyl transferase
Exons: 2
Coding region: 1-972 (323 amino acids)
Cellular component (GO): cytosol
Molecular function (GO): holo-[acyl-carrier-protein] synthase activity; magnesium ion binding
Source: RefSeq, a predicted model, not a curated record
AUGGCAGGCGCAUCGCACGAUCCUCAAGUCAUCCAAUGGAUCCUCGACACCCGGAGUCUGUGGCCCGAAGCCCGUGAAACCCGGCAGCUGGAGAUACAGGGAGAAACACAGGCUUCUCGGGCGCUAGCUCUCCUCACCCAGGAAGAGCGAGACCAGGUCUUGAGGUUUUACCAUGUCCGGGAUGCCAAGCUGGCGAUCGGGUCGCACCUCCUGAAGCGCUACGUCAUCAGCAGGUUCUGCCAGGUGCCCUGGUGGGAGGCCAAGGUGACCAGGAACGAGCGCACCAAGCCCAUCUACCGGGACCCGGCCACGGGGGAGUGCCCGCUCGACUUCAACGUCAGCCACCAGGCGGGCCUCGUGGCCCUGGCCGCCGUGCACGGCUACGCGGGCGGCAGCGUCGACGUCGGCGUCGACGUGGUCUGCACCAGCGAGCGCCGGGAGCGCGACCACCAGAUGGCCCGGGCCGAGGGCUGGCCGCGCUUCGUCGACAUGCACGCCGACGUCUUCGCCGACUCCGAGGCCAGCUACCUCAAGUACCAGGUCCUGAGCGCCGUUCCCGGGCUGCUCCCCGGCGCCACCCCGGACGAGGUCCUGGACUUCAAGCUGCGCUGCUUCUACACGCUCUGGUGCCUGCGCGAGGCCUACGUCAAGAUGACGGGCGACGCCCUGCUCGCCGACUGGCUCAAGAGCCUCGAGUUCCGGUCCUUCGUGCCGCCAACUCCCACCGAGGCGCUCGGCGUCCCGGCCCGCGCCGGCGACAGCGGCCAGGUUGUCACCCGGCAUAGCAUCGUCUUCCGCGGCGAGCCGGUCGCGGACGCGAACGUGUGCAUCCAGGCAAUAGGGCCCGACUACAUGUGUUGCACGGCCGUCCGGACGGCGCCCGACGCGGCCGACGGGCUGCGUUUGCGCAUGGGUGCGUUCGAGAUGGUGGCAUUGGAGGAGCUCGUGAGCUUUGCCGAGUCGAGGCUCUGAAGGGGGUUUUCGUCCGUUGUCCGUUCUUGGCUGGCUUGACUUGGCUCUUUCGUUCAUCCCUUGCCAUCCUCGAGUUUAUCUGAUUGAUAAUCAAGCACGUUACUCAUUUCAUCUAAUUGUAUAUAUCAGUGACUUGUACUGGCAACAUGGUUAUUCAUUAUUAAUUCUUCUUGUUUAGGCGUUGCCGCCUGGGUCAUCUACGACCACCUAGGUACUCAUGCAAACUGUGCAAAUAGCCACAAGCAGGCCAAUUGUUUGUCUUCCAAAUCAAAACUCCAACAAAACCCCCAACUCCCAGCAACUCAUGGCCCGCUCCAGAGCCGAGCCGAGCCGCGCCGAGCCAGGGCGAUCAGCAGCCGCCGAAGUAGCGGCCACGACACCAACCGUCCAGCACCACCAGGGCCAGCGACGAGACGACCAGGCCCACGGCCAGCCGCGAAUCCGAC